Molecule: messenger RNA, 641 nt
Organism: Dentiscutata erythropus
Lineage: Eukaryota; Fungi; Glomeromycota; Glomeromycetes; Diversisporales; Gigasporaceae
Source: the annotation of a GenBank genome assembly
AUGUGGAAUGUCGAUGAUAAAUCAACUUUUUUAAGUGUGGAUUCGGGAGAUUAUAGAGUGAAUUACAUUGGUCCUGGCAAAAGUUACUAUGAUAGUGCCGCUAUACGCGUAGAUAAACCUAUUCCUCCACAGUAUGACUUAUUUUAUUUCGAAGUUACUAUUGUUAGUAAAGGGCAAAAUGGAAUAAUUGGAAUUGGGUUCUGUACAGAAACAGCAAAUUUAAAUUUAAUGCCCGGAUGGGAAAAUGAAUCUUGGGGUUAUCAUUGUGAUGACGGAAAGUUAUACCAUCGCUCAGGAAUCAUUGAAUUAUAUGGGUGUUUAAAUUUUAGACAAAAUUUGGUAUACUAUACUAAAAAUGGUGUACAUUUAGGAAUUGCAUUUCGAGAUUUUAAAAAGAUGAAACAUAACCUAGAACGUGGAGGAGAACAUGAAAUAGACUUUUUAUUGGAGGAAGAGCGAGAGAAGGCUAAAUGGAAAGAAGAGCACAUUGAGUUAGUAGAAAGGAUUAAAGCAGCCUUCAGAAAAGGUAUUCAUCAGAGAGAUCGUAAAAUUAGUAAAAUAGAUGAACAAGAAGUAGAAGAAAAUUUUGCUAUAGUAGCUGAAAGACUAGAUUUAUCCAUGAUUAAAAAGGCACAAGCAGA